Messenger RNA from Eublepharis macularius, 4261 nucleotides. RefSeq names its product beta-1,3-galactosyltransferase 5-like. Gene Ontology annotation, molecular function: N-acetyl-beta-D-glucosaminide beta-(1,3)-galactosyltransferase activity. The coding region runs from base 612 to 1619 and encodes 335 amino acids. Gene Ontology annotation, cellular component: membrane. The transcript has 5 exons. Lineage: Eukaryota; Metazoa; Chordata; Lepidosauria; Squamata; Eublepharidae. The record is from RefSeq and is a predicted model, not a curated record.
GGGAGAGAUUCAGAGGGCUCAGGUUUCCUCAUCGACAUGGAUUUCUUUCUUUUUUAAAAUCUCUCAUAGACCGAAGUGCUGAAAGAGGCUGUCGGGGAUGGUACAAGGAGACGUCUGGAAAAGAAGACCGAAGUGCUGAAAGAGGCUGUCGGGGAUGGUACAAGGAGACGUCUGGAAAAGAAGGAGUUUGUCUGAAGACCAAAGAUGAAAAGAUUAGGAGAGAAGUUUUAGAGCUGAUUCUCUCUCUCUCGCACAUGCACACGCACACGCACACGCACACAAACCUUCCUUAGUGAAGCACUGAAAAGUUGUCAACAUGAUGCCCAUUUUUUAAAAAGAUCUGCUUGCCUGAAAAACAGUGAAGACGAUUUUGCCAUCAAGUUUCCGAUUUCAGAUUCAGAAAGUAGAAUGCUCCAACAGGCUCAGCAGUAGCCUCACCAUGUGAUCCCUUGUGUUUGUGUAUGUGCUGUCAAGUCAUAAUCGACUGAUGGUGACCCCAGCAAGGAGCUUUCAAGACAAGUGCGAAGCAGAGGUGGUUUGCUCGUGCCUUCCUCUGCAGUUUUCUUUGGUGGUCACUCACUUAAGAACUGACUCUGCUUAGGUUUUGAGAUAUGACAAGAUUGGCCUAUACUAUGCUGCCUUCCCUCCCUGGGAUCCCUUGGAUGACUUCCAAGAGACUGAGAAAAAUGUUUGUUUUCAAUUUGUUUUUGUUCUCUGCUGGAUUAUGUUUAUUUUACAAGCUGACUUCCAUUGGAAUUUGUAUAUUCUGUCAAACAAACAGGAACAUUUCAUUUAAAAGGGAUAGUGGACAUUUUUUGCAUCUUCCACAUAUAGAUUGCAGUAGGAACUCUCCAUUCCUGGUAAUUCUUGUAACAUUGUCACCUGAAAGCCAGUCAAACACCCGGAUGGCUAUCCGUGACACAUGGGGCAAAGAAAAAUCCAUUGCUGACAAACGCAUUGUGACACUUUUUCUUCUGGGCAUUACUUUGGAUCCUAGCAAUCAGAUUGUUAUUACUGCUGAAAGCCAAAAAUAUAGAGACAUCAUCCAAAAGGAUUUUAUAGAUUCCUAUUACAAUUUAACCUUAAAGACCAUGAUGGGCAUUGAGUGGGUUCACAAGUUCUGUCCACAGUCUAGCUUUGUCAUGAAAACUGACUCUGAUAUGUUUGUCAAUCCCUACUACCUGACGGAGCUCCUUUUAAAGAAAAAUAGAACGUCGAGAUUCUUUACUGGUUUUUUAAAACUGAAUGAGCAUCCAAUACGACAAUUUUUCAGCAAGUGGUAUGUGAGUUACUAUGAAUUUCCUGGGAAUGAUUACCCUCCUUUUUGUUCAGGGACUGGUUAUGUUUUCUCUACUGAUGUUGCUAGUCAGGUAUAUAAUGUUUCUGAAAAUAUCCUUUUCAUUAAACUGGAAGAUGUUUUCAUAGGUCUAUGCCUUGCUGAACUCAGUAUUAUACCAGAAGAACUCCAUUCAAAGCAAACAUUCUUCCCAGAAGGAGUCAGAUUUUCUGUGUGCCGCUUUAAGAAAAUUGUGACAAGCCAUGAUGUCAAAGCUCGUGACUUGCUGAACUACUGGAAUGCGCUGGAGAAGUCCACGGGAAAGGAGUGUUCAGGUGACUGAUCCAUUUCAGCCAUCAAACACAAUCUAAAGUUACUUCUGAAGACAGAGGAUAUAUACUACAAGUUGCAAUCUUAAUUUAAGUACUGUUACCAGAAUCCAUAUAGUUAAAGAGAUUCUAACAGUACAAUUAAAAAGUCCAUUCCAAUUCUUAUUUACUUCCUCCUGUGAUACUGUUCUUACUCAUGUACCAACAUUUUGCUUUCUUAGUCAGCAAGACCAUUUUGUCUAAUCAAGGAUCCUGAAUAAGAUGUAAAUAAGUCCAGGACUGGUUACAAUAACUUUUUAUGAGUGUUUCCUUAAUUACGUUCAUACACACAUUUUUAAACAGGCAUUACAUUUACAAACUGAAAACUGGGAUGCAUCUUAACAGCGUAGCAAAUGUAGGCAGAUGCAAGUGUAAUUUUGUUUUAAUUUUUAACUUUUUUUGGUUUUGUUUUCUUGAUUAAAUUUCUGAAACUGAAAGCUAGACAUGCAAAGUCUCUCCAGUGUCCAACAGAAAGCAUUCUAGGAUGUAACCAGAUAUCACUGAGUUCCAGCGAGAGAUGCAGACUAUAAAUAAAAUAAAUACAUAAAUAAAAAUUGGCUGUUGCAUUAUCACUGCAACCACUCACAACUGUUACUUUUUUUGUGGGGGCAAGCCAAUCCAGUUGUAAUGGUUUGCUAUAGCACAAUGGGAUAAAAAUGACUAGUAUGUGUGGAUGUUGCCCUGUUGUGUGAGUGUUCUUUGAUUUGAAUCAAAGAAGGUCAGGGCCCGUGGACUGGGCCUGAUUUUAGGAUGUCAUGACUGCAGUUGUAGAGCUGUCCUGUUAAUCUAUGUUGGAAGAACUCAAACAGCUCUUCAUUGGCUCUCUGAAUGAAUUAUGCAAGAGCAGUAUAUGUCAUGGCAUAUAAUACCAUAUUACUUUUUUCUUAUGUAAGGGAUAAAUCAUAUUUCUGUUUUGCACUGAACCUUAUUAUGCCACAGAUGUACUUCAGCCAUGACAAAGAUAAUUUGGGGCAAGAAGUAAGGAGCCCAUUAUGACAAAUCCUUCACCAGUUUCAAGGUGUCACCAACCUGAUCUUAACAUAUAUUUUUGCCACAUCAGCAGCUAUGGAGCCCAGCAGCGUAAGAUGAUUCUAGCUGUGUAGAAUAAACUGCCGUAACAACACAAACAUCAGGGCUGCUAUGUUAAGAAGGCACAAAGGAAAAGAGACGGGUGUUGUGCUGGGGAACUGUUUUGGCUUCAUACUGUAGUCUAAUGCAGUAAAAAUUUCAAGUACAAUGUGAGUUUUCAGAAAAUUCCUGCUGCAAGAGUACCUGUGACUCCCCAGAAAUUUUAGCUUCGAGAUCAAGACUGGACUUAGCUAUAGAUUCGGAUGAUGAUCAGAAGUCAGUCAUAGUCUCCAAGUCUCGGAUUUUGUUCUGUGAGAAAGGUGUCACGUACCAGCAUUUCACAGGGAUGUUCUGGUGAUUUAGGAGAUUAUAUUGUCAUGUUUGCUGUUUUCUACUUAAGUUAACAUGCUUAUGUAAACAUGGUUUCUAUGAUAGUUGUUUUAAGCAAAAUAUUAAGUACUAAAACGGAUUGAAAAUUCAGUAUUUGAAGACAAGGAAUUAAGAAAUGUUCAUUGACUAAAUGUAGAAUUGCAAAGAAAAUAGAAAAUGGAUUAUUAUCUUCAACAUGGAGAGCCAGUGUGGUAUAAUGGAUAGAAUGUCAGGCUAUGGUCUGGUGGACCCAGGUUUGAAUCUCUGCUGUGCCAUGGAAGCUCUCCAGGUAACCAUGGGUCAGUCACACUCUCAGCCUAACCUAUCUCACAUGGUGGUUGUGAGGAAAAAUGAUGUAAACCACUUUGGGUUCCCAUUGGGGAGAAAGGUGGGAUAAAAAUAAAUAACAGUGCAGUUGUAAGCAGAGUUACUCCAGUCUAAGCCCAGUGACUUCAGUAGGCUUAGACUGGAAUACCUCUUAGGAUAGUACUGUAAAUGUUGGCUGUGAACCUAGGUAGAGAACUAUGACCAUUAAGUGCAUGAGUAACCUUUUUGGACUUCCACUUUUUCUCAAAGAGAGGGGCAUCUAGAAUAGUGAAACUGAAACACAAUAAGUAGUUGUCCUUGCGAAGGAGUAAUUCUAAGACUUUACAAUUGUGAACUUUAAAUUUAGAAAAAGGUUUCCCUCUGCUGUCAGAAAUCUGGGAAACACUGAUGAAUACAUGUUUACAAGACCCAGAUACUUAAGCUUCAGCUUUCAAAUCAUUCCAUAUGCAAAAGAACCUCCUCAGGAUACAGUGAAGCCUCCCGCCAUUAGCAUUCCACACCCUGGGAAACUCUUACAGAAUGACUCAGCUCAACCCCACCCCUCCUGAGUAGAUACAAAUGACCUACAUCUUUUCCACACUGUGACACUGAGAGAUCUCUGUCUUUUGGUGCUACACCUCUGAAGAUGCCAGCCACAGCUGCUGGCGAAACGUCAGGAACUACAAUGCCAAGACCACGGCAAUACAGCCCGGAAAACCCCCAACAACCAUCGUUCUCCGGCCGUGAAAGCCUUCGACAAUACAUCAUUCUGGAACUGUCUAUUGAUUGUGAUGGGAUGCCAAAGAGAUGUACAUUGUAGAAAUAUGCUUAAUUCCGUUUAAAUUGUAAUAAAGUCGCCUCAAUUUGUUCUACA